GUAAUGAACAGCCUCACGAUCUCCCCCUCGAAGCGAUGCUCCAAAACCUCACGGGAUAUGUCGCAAAGGACGAAGAAUAUCCUGUUGCUCGUGGCGGGUUUGGGGAGAUCUGGAAAUGCACCUGCCACAUGAAUCGUAGAUUAAUCAAAGUCGCAGUGAAGGCAUUACAAGUGUACGCCGUCGAUCAACUUGGUGCCGCAAAGACGAAGAAGAUCAGGAGGAUAAUGCGCGAACUCAGAAUAUGCGCUAACCUCAACCAUCCAAAUAUUCUACCUGUUUAUGGUUAUACGUAUGGGUUUGGCCCAUUUAUAGCGAUAGUCAGUCCUUGGGCGGAGAAUGGCAACCUAUCAGACUAUCUGCAGAUCGAGGGCGCGGCUCUUACUCUCGUUAGAAGAUUCCAGAUCCUCAGAGAUAUUAUAGCUGGUCUGCAAUAUCUUCAUGCAAACAGUGUCGUCCAUGGCGACUUUACUGGGCCUAACGUGCUGAUUAAUGGUGAUGGCACUGCGUGUGUAGCUGACUUUGGUCUUUCCUUGAUGUAUUCCGAAGUUAUAAGUGCUUCUCAGGCUUCUUGGACGUCCACGCUGAAAGGAAACAUGCGAUGGAUGGCUCCUGAGCUGCUCGAAGAGCAGGAGGAUGGAUCUCAAGUCCGGCCAAGCGAGCAGAGCGACAUGUAUUCAUUUGGCGGUAUCAUGCUGCAGGUCCUCACCAACAAAGCACCCUAUUAUCACCUUACGAAUGACGCUGCCAUCAUUCUCUGCAUAGCCAAGUCGCAAACGCCUUCCCGAUCUCGUUAUCCCGAGCUCCCUGAACGAUACUGGCAGUUCAUUGAGAAAUGCUGGUCUACCGAUCCUCGGGACCGCCCAUCGACGGAGGGAGCUGAUGUGAUGAUCAGGAAUGAAUAUUACUCGCUGUCGAGAUCUCGUUGAUUCUUUAAUUCCAUUCAACAGUCUGUUUGCAGUACAACUAACGAAACGAGGCAGAGUAACAUGGUACUAUUACCUGU
Messenger RNA from Suillus plorans, 1003 nucleotides. RefSeq names its product kinase-like domain-containing protein. Gene Ontology annotation, biological process: protein phosphorylation. Gene Ontology annotation, molecular function: ATP binding; protein kinase activity. The record is from RefSeq and is a predicted model, not a curated record. The transcript is spliced from 7 exons. Bases 36 to 926 code for a protein of 296 amino acids. NCBI's taxonomy places the organism in Eukaryota, Fungi, Basidiomycota, Agaricomycetes, Boletales, Suillaceae.